UGCUGGCCAGGAAGUCGAGCGCUGCCCUCCUGCUCCGCAGCUCGGGGAGUCUGGCGUCAGUCGUGCGUUGGCUUCAUGCAAAUCUGAGUCAAUCAGUAGGUCUGGCGAGAGCGAUAACACAACAGCGCUGGGGAUCCUUCAGAGUGUAGGAGACAUGGAGCUGCGGGAGACGCUCGAUCUUUACAAGGAGACGGUUGGGCUGUACCUAGGACAGGGGAUGAGUUAUGUAAACGCACGGUUCCAAGGGCUGGAGCCCUGGCAAAUCGCUGCCGUCACAGUCGUGGCUACUCUGCUGGCAGUGUGGCUGCAUGGCUUCCUUUUCAAGCAGCAAAGUAUUUCCUCACGACUGAGAAAGUUCUUCUUCAGAAUCACAAGGAAAUUGCCAUUCCUGGCUGCUUCAAUACAGAAGCAACUUGACAAAGCACUGAGUGACCUGUCUUCGAGUGUCUUAACCCUGGAGGAUGGGAUGAAGUACGUCACAUCCUUACCUGCAUGUGGGCUGACAGAGUCUGAUCUCCUCAACAAGGUUAAAGAAUAUAGCACAAUGGGGGAAGUAUGUUGGGAAAAGGGCCAAGUUUCUGGGACAGUGUACAGUGGUGAAGAGCAACUCACAAAGCUGAUGGUGAAGGUCUAUGGAGACUUCGCUUGGAGUAAUCCUCUCCACCCGGAUAUCUUCCCUGGAGUGCGAAAGAUGGAGGCGGAGGUUGUUCGGAUGUCUUGCACUCUCUUCCACGGGGGACCUGACUCCUGCGGCACGGUAACAUCUGGUGGGACCGAAAGCAUCCUCAUGGCCUGCAAAGCUUACAGGGACCUUGGGCUCGAAAGAGGGGUGAAGUAUCCUGAGAUUGUCGCUCCAGUAAGUGCUCAUGCUGCUUUCGACAAGGCUGCCCAUUACUUUGGCAUGAGUAUAGUCCAUGUUCCAUUGGAUAAAAAGACAAUGCAGGUGGAUGUGAAGGCCAUGAAGAGAGCCAUUUCGAAGAACACAGUCAUGCUUGUCUGUUCUGUGCCUCAGUUUCCACAUGGAGUCAUGGAUCCAGUCGAGGAGAUUGCCAAGCUGGCCCUGGAUUACGAAAUUCCUCUGCAUGUGGAUGCCUGCCUCGGGGGUUUUCUUAUCGUCUUCAUGGAGAAAGCUGGUUAUUCUCUGCCGCCCUUCGAUUUCCGGGUCAGGGGAGUGACGAGCAUCUCUGCUGACACGCAUAAGUACGGAUAUGCGCCCAAGGGUUCAUCAGUUGUACUGUACUGCGACAAGAAAUACCGACACUACCAGUUCUUUGUUGCCCCAGACUGGCAGGGGGGCAUCUAUGCAUCGCCGACGAUUGCUGGGUCAAGACCAGGAGGGAUCAUUGCUGCUUGCUGGGCAACGAUGAUGUAUAUGGGUGAAGAUGGUUACGUUAAGGCUACAAAGAAGAUCAUUGACACGGCACGGCACAUUGAAGCUCAGUUAAAGAAAAUAAAGGAAAUCUUCAUCUUUGGAAAGCCUGAAGUAUCUGUUGUGGCCAUUGGCUCGGACACUUUUGAUAUAUUCCGAUUAUCAAAUGCAAUGACGUCCAAAGGGUGGAAUCUCAACACCUUGCAGUUCCCUUCCAGCAUUCACAUAUGUGUGACGCUUCUGCACACCAGGAGCGGUGUGGCUGAGCAGUUUGUGGAGGAUGUUCGUCAGAGUGUGGCUGAAAUAAUGAAAAACCCUGCUGAGAAGACGACAGGCCGGGGUGCUAUCUAUGGGAUGGCACAGUCGAUUCCUGAUCGCUCUCUGGUGACGGAAAUAUCGCACGGAUUCCUCGACUGCCUCUACAGCACCGAGCUUCCCAGCAAUGAGAAAAGCCACAUGAAUGGAGACUCGACGCAGCAUUGAACGGCACAAAGUAACUUUUUUGAAAAGAAAUCAUGGAUUCGGUGGCAAGAGAAAGUUUUAGAAGAUGUCUGAGGUGUCCAGAACCAAAUUCUCUUCCUUGCUUUUUGCAGGCAGAUAGAAAUCUGGGAAGAUGCAAUUGGAUAAGGUGGGGUUGAUUCUCUUUUCUGUUUUUUUUAUUAUUUGCCACUUCUGAAGCCCAAAAGCCUUGACUUUGUACCUUUUUAAAAUGUUAUACCCAAAAUAAUCACCUUGGCCUGUGAGCAGCAUAGUAUUCAAAUGUGAAAUUGAUUUUUGUUGUUUUAAAAACAAAAGGGAAUUCACAGAUUUUUGAGGAGGAUGUUUGAGCAUUGGUUUCACUUGGUGACUGAUUUGCCGAGGAUUUGAGGGAAGUGGCAAUUCACCUUGAUGCCUUUCUAAACUUUCUUUCCAUUUACAUGAAAUGUCUUGGUAGACUUUUUCUCAAAGGAGCAAAUCUUGUGUUUAGUCACUUCUAGGUAACUCUUAAGGCAAACCUGCAUUAACAGGUUAGCGCUGGGAGUGACAGGGAGAGAUGUCCUUUACCAGAGGGAGUGAUGAAUGUUAGUUGCUCUCCUAGAGACAGGUAGUUGCCCAAAUGAAUAAGACAAGUUAUAACCAAGCAGCUGUGCAGUACCCUGGAAUGACAGCCUCUGAUUGAUCCUUUUCACGUUGGAAUUGUGUUUGAUGUUAGAGCAGAAUCUGAGCUAUUGAGGGAACCAUGAUCUUGUGAUUGAUGUAGACAGGAGGGGGUAGGAAUAGCAAGGGUUAAUUACAGGUUUCAUCAUUCAUAAUCAUGACCAAGAUGAUAAGCAACCUGGAGGCUCUGGUUUGCCUUGAAAUACAAUUACAGCUCACUCUUACUGUUUGAAAGUUCGCUGGUUGCACAGUUUUGUCCCAUUUCAUGCAGAAGGAUGGACCACCUCGAACACAGUUCCAUUGUUUCCAAAAAACUGCAUGAACAAUGUUGCCUUUAGACUCAACCAGCAGACAGUUUUAAACUCAAAAUAAGACCACUGUUACAAUCACUGAUAGAUUGGAGACGGGUUUCUCUGCUGCCUUAAAAACUGCAUUUUUGAAAAAAAGAUUGCUGUGCAAUUCUUUUUGUCUGAUUGUUCAAAUUGAUCAAAUACAAAAGGAUGUGAUUUUUUUUGUUUUUAAAAAAAACAUGACACCUGACUCGCUCCUUUGAGACUGUAGGAAUGUCUUUCUUUCAGUGUUCUCCAUUGUUGGAAUUGGUGGUUUGAAGUACUUCAGUGUGUGUCAUAGAGUCUGUGUUUCAUUGAAUCGCAUUUGUGUCAGUGUUUUUGGAUUCUUUUGUUGCUUCAUUACUGUGGCAGAGCCGAAAAUCACUUGAGACCUUUUACUGAUGCCUUGAAAUGCUGUACUUACUGUAGCAAGUGCUCAGACUGUGACUUUACUGUCUCCAAACUGCGCGCCAGUGCACGCUUUAUCAGGGAGCACUUGUGAAUAAUAGAUUUUAACGGUACUUUAAUGCUAUCUUCAAAAACAAGCUUGAUUUUUUUUUUACUAAUUCUUGAACAUUAUCCCUAUUUCUCCUGGUACAUACAACAGCAAAAUCUGCUCUGCAGUAGUAAUCUUUAACAAAGAUGUUCUAGUGCACACUCCCCAAAGUCAUCUGCCAGUGAAACUCGCGUCCUUUAAUUAUUCCCGUCCUUGCACGUUAUUGGUCGUGCGGUUAGACCCCUGAUGCAGCGGACUUGAAUAUGGAAACUUGAAGGAGAUGAGCUCCAAGAAACCACCCCCCCUCCCCCCCCCACUCUUCCCUAAUUUCAACUGUGACAUGCUGGCAAUGUCAGGCUAUAAACUAGUGUCCCACUGGGCAAAGCACAUACACUGUGCACCACUCUGUGACCUUAGUGUAUUUCCCCACACAGCGAGCUUCACUGGGUCCAAGCAGAUGUUGCACAAAGUUCCUGUGGAAGCAUGGACCACAGCAGUUAAUGGAAGGUGCACCACUUGUUCCCCACCGAUCCGUGGCUCCAAGUAGGUUCAAACCAGUGUCCCUCUGGUUCCUUCUAGUGUGUAUGGGCUGCAUCUCGUACUAUCUUUAAAAACUUAUCAUGUAUUUCCAAGAGAGAAUUUCUGCAAUGUUUUCUGACCUUUUUGAUAGGAGAGCCUUAGUUGUGUGAUAUGAACUGUUAUCUACAUUCCCUAUAAGCCAUAUCCAACACACUCACGUUUUAGCCUUUAACAGUUUGUAAACCCAUUCCAUUGACUUGCAGUUUUCCUGGUGCAAACCAGAAGUGUUCUGUGGGACAGCAUGGCCAAUAGUUCCAAACUCUGACUAGAUGUUGGGUUCCUGUUAGGCUGCAGCCCUGCAGCACACAGCUGGAAGUUACUGCAAGAUUUCAUGAACUGAACCAAAUUUUUUGUUGGUGUUCUCUUGGCUUUACUCCGCUUACAUGUUUCAACAGCAGGGAGACACUUUUGCACAUUGAUGUGAUGAGAAGAGGCUUCCCCCUCUCCCUUGUUUCCCUAUAAACUUGUCCCACAUUUCAGUCCAGUCAACAGGAGAUCAGUGAUGCAUGGUGCGUGGCUCCUUUAUUUGUGUGUGGCACUGGUCUCUGCCCAACACAUCACACAACUCUGCUGGGGAAUUCUUACCAGAAGGUUACUGAGGAUCACCUAUUUUAAUGUCAAUUUGCUACAAGUUGGACCACAUCGAACUUGUGUGUAUUGUGAUGUUUGUAAUAACCGGAGGGGGCAAUUCCAGCAGCUAGUUUGUAUGCAGCUGUGCAAAGCCUGCACCUCUGUAUUACUUUCAGAAAAUUAUCCAAAUUAAUUUGGUGUAAUAUGUAUUAACGAGUUUGUAAUUGAUAUUUGGUAAUAAACUUAAUUUGUUGAAACUG
Messenger RNA from Pristis pectinata (smalltooth sawfish), 4740 nucleotides. It is a transcript of the gene sgpl1, whose product is annotated as sphingosine-1-phosphate lyase 1. The transcript has 14 exons. The record is from RefSeq and is a predicted model, not a curated record. Gene Ontology annotation, molecular function: pyridoxal phosphate binding; sphinganine-1-phosphate aldolase activity. Gene Ontology annotation, cellular component: endoplasmic reticulum. Gene Ontology annotation, biological process: sphingolipid catabolic process; carboxylic acid metabolic process. NCBI's taxonomy places the organism in Eukaryota, Metazoa, Chordata, Chondrichthyes, Rhinopristiformes, Pristidae. The coding region runs from base 155 to 1852 and encodes 565 amino acids.